Molecule: messenger RNA, 3396 nt
Organism: Dermochelys coriacea (leatherback sea turtle)
Lineage: Eukaryota; Metazoa; Chordata; Testudines; Dermochelyidae
Product: caspase-1-like
Exons: 10
Coding region: 18-1280 (420 amino acids)
Biological process (GO): proteolysis; regulation of apoptotic process
Molecular function (GO): cysteine-type endopeptidase activity
Source: RefSeq, a predicted model, not a curated record
GCCUCAGCCCGGGGGCAAUGGCUGAUCGGAAGUUAAGCAACGUGCGGAUCAGGUUUGUGGAGAGUGUGAGCAAGGCUGUGAUCAGCACCCUCCUGGAUGACCUGCAGGAGAGACAGGUGCUGAACGAGGAGGAAGUGGAGGAGGUGAGGGAGAGCUGCAGUAAGAAGAGUGACCAAGCCAGGUGUCUGAUUGAUGCGGUGAGGAAAAAGGGUGCCAGAGCCAGCGAAAUAUUCAUCGAGCGCCUCUGCUUCAGAGAUGUCCACCUGGCCACAGAGCUGGGGCUCAGACCCCUGUCGGGGUCUGCUGCAGAAACCCAACCAGCGCCAUCUCAGGAAUGGAUCUGGCCCUGCCCCCAGGAAUUCAUCCAGCGGAUCCAGAAGGAAGAAGCAAAGGAGAUCUAUUCCAUCCGGGACAAGGCAACGCGAACCCGCCUGGCCCUCAUCAUCUGUAAUGUUGAGUUUGACCAUCUCCGCAGGAGGAACGGGGCUGACGUGGACAUGAAUGGGAUGAAGAGGCUUCUAGAAGGGCUGGGAUACAAGGUGGAAAUCCACUGCAACUUAAACGCCCAGGCCAUGGUGGAGACCCUGAAACAGUUUGCUGCUCGGAACGAGCACUGGACCUCAGAUAGCACCUUCCUUGUGCUCAUGUCUCAUGGCAUCAGGGCUGGCCUGUGCGGGACAAAUUACCAAGACGAGUCCACAGACAUCCUUCCCAUUGAUACCAUCUACAGCACCUUCAACAACAGGAACUGCCAGGCACUGCUGGAAAAACCCAAAGUGAUCAUCAUUCAGGCCUGCCGUGGGGAGAACCACGGACAGGUGUGGGUGAGUGACUCUGCAGAGCUCCCGGGAGAUGGCUCCAGCCUCAUUCCGCUGCCCCCUGAAGGGUUAGAAGAUGAUGCAAGUCACCAAAUACACGUGGAGAGCGAUUUCAUCUGUUUCCAAGCUACAACGCCAGACACUUUGUCCUGGAGAUCUCCGAAAACUGGCUCUGUCUUCAUCACCCGCCUGAUAGAGCAGCUCCGAACCAAUGCCUGCCGCUUCCCCUUGGAAGAGAUCUUCCGAAAGAUAAGACAGAGCACGUCCCAUGGGAGCCCUGCCACAGUCAGCGUCGGCAUCUUCCUGAAGGGCAGCGUCUGCACAUUCAACAAUGGCACAAAGCUCAAGGUCUCUCCUCCGGCUGCCUGCACACUCUCCACCUGUAGCUUUCCUCUGAACUGCCAGAAGUGCCUUCAGCUUCUCACCAGCCCCUUCCCCUGGGGAAGUGCCUUCUCUUUGUGACAGGACAACCGCAGCAUCAGCCUGAAGCUCCUGCUGCCACAUCUCUAUAAAAUGGCUUUUCCUAGCGAGAGACAGCAGCACCCCCCAGCUAUCUAGAUCCUAUAGCACUGACAUCCCAGAUGGCCCCAUCCCUGAGAUCCAGUACGCACUCUGAUCAUUCCCUCCGGUAGCCAGACUUUGAGUCCCCAGGACAGUCAGACAAGUCAGUCUCAGCCGCAUCCUUCUUGGUAAAAAGCUGAAGUCUCCCAUUAGGGAUAUCAACACCAGGGGCGUCUUCACUGUAGUUAGCCCAGGCUCUUGUCCCCUCCCCUCCACAUAUAAAACCCUCUCUCCUGGGCUUUCCAACCAUGCUAGCUGCCCCAGCUGAACCAGUGGGUUCGAGCAUGGUGCUGCUUGCAUUGGGGCUGGGAGCCUACCCACUUUGCCGCGAGGAUGCAGGCUAAAUCACUCGAGUGCUCACUGUCCACAUCUGCCUUUCCACAAUCCGCCCCAGGUGCCCAGGACAGGCAUGUUCCACAAAUGCACUGGGAAAGAGUCAUACAGCGGCUCACCUUGCAGCAGCACAAAGAACCAUGGGCUAUGCCUCAAACGUGCUAGUGACCCACAGGGGAGCGCAGCACCAGUGGGGAUGCAGUAACUCGGGCAGGGCUUUGCAGUGUGGCUGCUCACAGCUAGGCUAGACUAACACAGUGCUCACACCUGGUGCUGAUCACAUGGGCUAAUUCUGCUGAACUCUGGGGGGAACAUGGAGUGUAGCCAGCAGCAGCUGUCUCCUCUCGCUAUCAGCAAUUCACAGAGCCCCUGGAAUAGAAGGGGCCUGUGUCCGUUCCCCUUACAGCGAGGCUGGGUUAACUGAGCUCACUCCAAGUCAUCCCCAUUAGAUGGCAGCCAGACUGAGCCUUGAAUAGGUGCAAUGGUGAUUUCCCAACCUCACUGAGCUGUUCGCUACCUUGUUCUCAUUCUCCAUAAUUUUAGGGCCACAUUCUGCCCAGUGUCAACUCCAGACUUCAGAGUGCCGAGGCUGCAAGUGGUCCAUGACAUUUGGCUUAGUGCUUAACCCACAUUUCUUUAUUAAAACCUAAGCCCAUUACUGCUGUCCUUGGCACCAGUGCUAAGAACAGAUCCCUCUCCCUCUAGAGCAGCCCUUUUUGUCCUUAAUGAUGAGCGAGAGACACCCGUCUACACCACUGCAAGGCAAGAACAUCAUAAAGGGAGCAGGGUUCUUUGGCAUGACACAUGGGGGGUAGAACUAGGACUAAUGGGGUGAAGCGAUGAAAGGAGAAUUUAGCUUUGUUGCUUUCUGGACUGAAUCAACUGCAUUGCUGUGUCCUCCUCAGCAGCCUCCCACCACUUCAGAGCUGCACUGGGGAUUGCAGUGGGUGUGAGCUGGCAGAGCUCUGAGAAGCUGCUGUCUCUUGUCUGCAUCACAGGGGAAAGGGAGAAGGGAGUGCUAGGUGCUCCAUCACCGGCAUCCCUGCUGGGCUGUAAUAAAUAAGCAGUGGUAGGAGUGACAUUGUGAUAUCUAAAAAUAACCCACUGCUGGCGGCAGGGGCAGAACUCAGCUGACUCUGCCUGAGGCUAGAGCAAUGCCUGUUAAAAGAUGGCUCCCCUCUCCUACAGGGAUAGCCCAGGUGAGGGAAAGCGCAGGGGAAGCCAAGAACUAGUUACAGCUCUCCCAGUCUCUGCCCCAGUCCUGGCACAGAACUGUCUGGGAGAUGCUGCUCUAACUUAUGCCAGCUGGCAACAGUCCCCAAGGGACCAUACACCAACUGGGGACAGCCAGAGUGUAGAACACUCCAGCCACUUCCAUCUCACCCGAGAGCACCCCUUUCCACCAGUGGUGUAAGAGUUGGCUAUAAAGCUAUACACCAGUGCUGGGGGCUUCUCCCACACCAGUAGCAUUCCCAGCAGGGGUUGGGAGUGGUUUCCUUUCCUUUGCUCCACAUCAGAAGAGGGAAGGGAGGGGACAAAGCAGAGAAUCUUCCUUAAAGUAUUGAUUGUGGCUGCCUGAUCUUUCUGACAUAACGUUUGGCACUAGAGCUACAAAGGACAGACACCAAUUACUCCUGAGGGCAUUUUGCACCAAAAAAUAAAAUAAAAAUUCUGCUCCAAAAAA